Molecule: messenger RNA, 2216 nt
Organism: Corylus avellana
Lineage: Eukaryota; Viridiplantae; Streptophyta; Magnoliopsida; Fagales; Betulaceae
Product: LEAF RUST 10 DISEASE-RESISTANCE LOCUS RECEPTOR-LIKE PROTEIN KINASE-like 1.2
Biological process (GO): protein phosphorylation
Molecular function (GO): protein kinase activity; polysaccharide binding; ATP binding
Source: RefSeq, a predicted model, not a curated record
AUGGAUUUCCAUCUCUCUCUUUCUUCCAUCACUAUCAUCCUAUUCCUCUCCUUCUUCUUAACAAUACUACCGCCGUCUUACUGCGACGAAGAUGAUCCUUUUGAGGUCUGCAACCGUACAUAUAACUGUGGUGGCGUCAACAUUCCGUUCCCUUUCUGGGGAGGUACCCGACCUAAAUAUUGCGGAGUUCAUCCAGGGUACAACCUCAGCUGCCUCAGCAAUGAAUACCCGGUUAUCGAAAUUGAAGGAAUAGAAUUCGGCGUUCUAGACAUCGCCACAUCUUCUCGAACCUUUACCGUUGCAAGGUCGGACCUUUGGUAUGGUCCUUGUCCUCCACAUCCGGAGUUCAGAAAUACAACCUUGAAUUACACUUUGUUUGAUUACGCUUCAACCAAUCAAAACAUAACUAUAUUAUACGGCUGUCCUCCUCAAAACGACGACAUACCAGUCCGAAAUAGAUUUAAUUGCAGCCCAGAAGUUGGUGAUGGGAAAGUCAAUGCUUACUUCAUAGACGAAUACCUCCCGAACAACCAACUUGAAGCACUUACAAGGGAUUGCGACAACAAUAUCCAGGUUCCGAUUCUCCGGACUAGUGCUACUGCUCUUCGUGCAGACGCUCAGGGUGGAGCCCCGGCUGUUGAAAAGGCAACGGAUAAAGGUUUUGAGGUGGAAUAUUACAGCAAUGCAUUGGGGAUUGCCUGUCGGGCGUGUGAGGCAACAGGUGGGGUAUGCGGUUCUAAUUCCACCGGCCAGUUUCUCUGCCAUUGCCGUGACCAACGGCAAUCUAAUGAUACAUGUCCGAUUCCAACGAACGAAAAAUGGAAUUGGCGAGUGAAGAUUGGUAUAGGUUUUGGCGCUGCUACUGGAACCGUGGCUAUAAUGUUGGUCAUUUUCUUUUUCUAUCAACGCCGCAACAAGAAGAAAUAUGGUCCCUCAUCCUAUGUCUCCCGAAGCAUCUCUUCUUAUCCUUCUUCUAUGACAGAUCGUGAAAUGGGAAUUAGUAACUACUUUGGAGCUCCUCUCUUCAACUACAGUGAACUUGAAGAAGCCACUAAAAAUUUUGAUUCCUCCAAAGAACUUGGAGAGGGAGGCUUUGGCACCGUAUACUAUGGCAAACUUCGAGAUGGGCGUGAAGUUGCAGUCAAGCGCUUAUAUGAAAACAACUGCAGGAGAGUUGAGCAAUUCAUGAAUGAAAUUGUGAUCCUUACUCGCUUACGCCACCAAAAUCUCGUCCAACUUUAUGGGUGCACCUCCCGUCACAGCCGCGAACUCGUUCUUGUUUAUGAAUACAUUCCUAAUGGCACCAUUGCUGAUCAUCUUCAUGGCGAAAAAGCAAAACCUGGUGCACUGCGAUGGCCAACUCGAAUGAAGAUUGCCUUAGAGACUGCAAGUGCUUUGACAUAUCUCCAUGCUUCUGAUAUCAUCCACCGUGAUGUGAAAACAAACAAUAUUCUUCUUGACAACAAUUUUUGUGUGAAAGUCGCAGAUUUUGGACUGUCUCGCCUUUUUCCAACCGAUGUCUCCCAUGUUUCAACUGCUCCACAAGGGACUCCUGGUUAUGUCGAUCCAGAGUACCACGAAUGCUACCAGCUUAAUGACAAGAGCGAUGUCUUUAGCUUCGGGGUAGUCUUGAUCGAGCUUAUAUCAUCCAUGCCUGCUGUUGACAUCACAAGGCAUCGACACGAAAUCAAUUUGUCCACCAUGGCUAUCAACAAGAUUCAAAACCACACAUUGCAUGAGCUUGUAGACAAAUCUCUUGGAUUUCAAUCAGACUACAGGGUGCAGAGAAUGAUUACUGCAGUGGCGGAGUUGGCAUUUCAGUGUCUGCAAUAUGUUAAAGACGUGAGACCAUCGAUGGGGGAAGUGCUGGAAGCACUACAGGAUAUACAAAAUAAGGAUUACAGUAAAGAUGAGGCAGAGGAGAUGGGCAAAGCAGCAGAUGAUGUUGGAUUGUUGAAGAGGGAUUCACUGCCACUUUCUCCUGAUUCUGCUCUAAAUUGGAUCAGCACUUCUACAACAUCAACUAGCAGUAGUUAAAAGUCGUCAUCCUUUUUCAUCAUAUGCCAAAACUACUAAACAUCCGUAGUUUGAGUGAGAAUACGAGUUGUACAUAUCAUGUCAGAGCUGUUAUGGGUUCACUUAGGUACAUGUCUUGUUCGGUUUACUUUUUUUGAUUGAUUUAUCCUCCUUUUCAUUAAAUAAAAGUUCAAAUUACA